AUGGCUCCUACCAAGGUUGGAAUCAACGGCUUCGGUCGUAUCGGUCGUAUCGUCUUCCGCAAUGCCAUCGAGCACAAUGACAUUGACAUCGUCGCCGUCAACGACCCUUUCAUUGAGCCCCACUACGCCGCCUACAUGCUCAAGUACGACUCCACCCACGGUCAAUUCAAGGGCACGAUCGAGGCUCUCGAGGAUGGAUUGAAGGUCAACGGCAAGCUCGUCAAGUUCUACGCCAAGAAAGACCCCUCCGAGAUCCCAUGGAGCGAGACGGGUGCAUACUACGUUGUCGAGGCCACCGGUGUCUUCACCACCACCGAGAAGGCCAAGGCUCACUUGAAGGGAGGCGCCAAGAAGGUUGUCAUCUCUGCACCUUCCGCCGACGCCCCCAUGUACGUGAUGGGUGUCAACGAGAAGACCUACAAGUCCGACGUAGAGGUCAUCUCCAACGCUUCCUGCACCACCAACUGCCUUGCUCCUCUCGCCAAGGUUAUCAACGACGAGUUCGGUAUUGUCGAGGGUCUCAUGACCACCGUUCACUCCUACACCGCCACCCAGAAGACCGUCGAUGGUCCAUCUGCAAAGGACUGGCGUGGAGGCCGAACUGCUGCUCAGAACAUCAUUCCCAGCAGCACUGGUGCCGCCAAGGCUGUCGGAAAGGUUAUCCCAGAGCUCAACGGCAAGCUUACGGGAAUGUCUCUCCGUGUCCCAACCGCCAAUGUGUCCGUUGUUGAUUUGACCGUCCGCCUCGAGAAGGGUGCUUCUUACGAUGAGAUCAAGGCUGCCAUCAAGAAGGCUUCCGAGGGUCCUCUUAAGGGCGUUCUUGGAUACACUGAAGAUGAUGUUGUUUCUACCGAUUUGAACGGAGAUACCCACUCUAGCAUCUUCGAUGCCAAGGCCGGAAUUUCACUUAACCCGAACUUCGUAAAACUGGUGUCGUGGUACGAUAAUGAAUGGGGCUACUCCCGCCGCGUUCUCGACCUCCUCAGCUACAUUGCUAAGAUUGACGCCGGCAACUGA
Molecule: messenger RNA, 1017 nt
Organism: Drepanopeziza brunnea f. sp. 'multigermtubi' MB_m1
Lineage: Eukaryota; Fungi; Ascomycota; Leotiomycetes; Helotiales; Drepanopezizaceae
Biological process (GO): glucose metabolic process; glycolytic process
Cellular component (GO): cytosol
Molecular function (GO): NADP binding; glyceraldehyde-3-phosphate dehydrogenase (NAD+) (phosphorylating) activity; NAD binding
Source: RefSeq, a predicted model, not a curated record